Messenger RNA from Fragaria vesca subsp. vesca, 654 nucleotides. RefSeq lists its product as uncharacterized. Lineage: Eukaryota; Viridiplantae; Streptophyta; Magnoliopsida; Rosales; Rosaceae. The transcript has 3 exons. The record is from RefSeq and is a predicted model, not a curated record. The coding region runs from base 19 to 654 and encodes 211 amino acids.
UUCACACAACUCACCACAAUGCAAGCCCUCCAGCAUCAUCCCCUCGCUGGAGACCACAUUCUCCGGCCCAAAAGCGGCCGGACACCACUCAAGCCUGUGAACUCUCCAGCAACUCCGGUCAAUGCCGGUCCGGUUUCUAAGGCCAAGCCACCAGGACAAGAAUGUAUCAACAUCUCUGUGUUUGGACCGUCGAACAAGGAGAACGGGCAGGUUUAUGGGGCUCAGAUGAUUGAAACUGCUGCGAUGGACGCGUCUUUGGCGGAGGAGCUGAGUGCUAUGAGGAAGAAGCUGGAGAGGAUAAGGUUGGAUAGAGAGAGAACGGAGAAGAUGCUCAAAGAAAGAGAAGCAAUGUUGGAUUUGAAGACGAAGGAGAUUGAAAACAGAGGUCAAAUCCAGAAGAUGGUUGAGAUUGAUGUUGAUAGGGUGUUCAGAUUGAAUCAGCUCCAUUCUCAGUCCAUUAGAUUUUCUCCGAUUCGGUCUCUAAGACAGAAGGAGCAGCAGAAGAAGGCCACUGGAUCAACACCAGUUAAGAUAGUGAAUUUUGAGGAGAUGGAGGAAUCAGUAGGGGAAAACACACCACAGAAGCUGAGUUCUGCUUCAAUCGAAUCCGAAAUUGUUACAGCAAGAGAAACUGUGAUUACCGAAUCUGCUUAG